AUGUACCUGGAGAUCGCCCUUGAGUCGCCAUAUUUCCCAAUCAACUCAAUGACGUCUAAGAUACUCAUUGUGAAUUCGACAGUCUGCGAUGGCCGUAUUCUUAUUUCAUUUUCAUACCCACCAUUGGCGCAAUUCUAUAAGGAAUAUUUGGAGACAUCUGAAAACUCCUGCGACGACAAGCACCAAUGGGGAGUGGCUAUAUCAGGACGACAGGUUUCCAUGAAUCUUCCUCCGGGCAUAACCUUUGAGUUCCCAGGUGACUCCAAGGAUGCGAUUCUGGUUUUUGAAGACGAGACAAUGGCGGUGAAAUGGGAGGAGAAGAUGAUACUGUGGGAAAAAUGUGAGAACCAGGAGGGUUCAAAGCGGAGCAUUUCACGGUCAUUGACAGUGGGUCAACUCAUUGAAAAGCUAAGCCUGCCAGAACAAACAUUUCGACUUCGUCAAGUUAAUGGGGCUACAAGCCAAUCUAUUGGGCAUAUGUCUGAUUCGCUCAUAAGGCAGUUCAGAGGAACGGGCAAUUAG
Messenger RNA from Penicillium angulare, 522 nucleotides. RefSeq lists its product as uncharacterized. Bases 1 to 522 code for a protein of 173 amino acids. The record is from RefSeq and is a predicted model, not a curated record. Lineage: Eukaryota; Fungi; Ascomycota; Eurotiomycetes; Eurotiales; Aspergillaceae. The transcript has a single exon.